Messenger RNA from Nannospalax galili (Upper Galilee mountains blind mole rat), 4147 nucleotides. RefSeq lists its product as uncharacterized. The record is from RefSeq and is a predicted model, not a curated record. Bases 1 to 2721 code for a protein of 906 amino acids. The transcript has 5 exons. NCBI's taxonomy places the organism in Eukaryota, Metazoa, Chordata, Mammalia, Rodentia, Spalacidae.
AUGGAUUUUAUUGAAGAUGAUGUGACAUGGAGCCAAGGUGCAUCCCUGCCUCCUUUGCAGCUGACAGAUUCUGAGAGAUCAGAUCUUAUUCAGAAUUUGGCAGCUCUUCCUCAGUUACAAUCUCCAAACUCCAUUAUUUCAGAACCCCUAAAUCCUUACAAUCAAAAAGAGAAAACAGAAAAUAAGAGAAAGAACAAAAUUAAUUUUGGAUCAGAUCAUGGGUCAAAUUCUGAUUCGAAUGAGAGCCCAAGACCCCCAGGAUGGGCUCCACUCCAGCUCUCUCCUUUAGUUGGAGGGGAACUAGAAGGACACAUAUCUCAGAAAGUUUAUACUUUGAAUGAACAAAAAGUGCCUCUGCUUGUGAAGAAAUCAUGGGACAUGCUCAGUCAUUUCAUGGAUGUACAAGGAGUCCCUGAACCAGAGAUCCCCAAAACUCAUCUACCUACACCCAUUCCUCAGAGGGCUGUGCAAAAUACCAAACAAUUCCAAGACCUUCCAUCAUUUCACCUCCAUGUGAACACUGGAAUGAAUGCUAAAUUAAAUAGAACAGAAGACAAGAGGUCACAAUCACUUACCUCAAGCGACCAGUUUAAAUCUGUGGAUGAUCCCCAAAUUCUUAGAUAUAAGCCUUUGGUUGUAUCAACGGGCACUCCACCUCCCAGAGGUUUAGGAGUUAAUAUAAUUCAAGAAGAAACCACUUUACUGAAAAAGGACCCAAAGCAUGUGCUGGAACUUAGUAUAGAGCAGAGGGUCACAGGCCUUCCAGAAAAAAGAAUACAGCCACAUAAGAUGCAAGUGACUAAUGUGGAGUUGACACCCAAGAUACCAUGUUUAGCCACAGAGAGCAUAAAGCCACCAAAUCCAGUGAAAACAAUGAGUGUAACCCCUAUACCACCAGAUCAAGUAACUGAAUCCAUGCAGGUAACUCAGAACCAAGCUAUUGAAUCAACGACUAUAACUUCAAGCUUGAACCAAGUCACAGACAACAUGAAGAGUUUGCUAGAGAAGGGUCCACGUUCUAUGUCACAAACUUCAGUAGCCAAAAACUAUAUUCAGAGGCAUAUUUUAUGCCAUGGUCUUGAAAAAAGACUGCCCCUAAGGAUGUGGACACGUGGCUCCCCAUCUUCCAUAAUUCAACAAUACUCUGGGACUAGACUGGGAAUAAAGAAAACAAACUCAAAGAUCACUGAUGUAGUCCAAACAAUCUCUCAGAACAUGCCUGUCAUGCCUCUCUCAUAUUCAGGGGUCCAGAUUCCCACCUUAGUAAAGUCAGAGUCUGCUCUUAGGAUAUUUUACAAUAGAGAAGAUACUAUUCCCGUGGAAGAGAAUAAAAACUCACAGAGUGAUUCACAGACAAGGAUUUUUGAGUCCCAACACUCCCUCAAGUCAACUUAUCCUUCCAAAGUCAAGGCUGACUUCUCAGAACAGUUCCACAUGCUAAAAGAUCUGCAGCUAAAAAUAGCAGCAAAACUCUUAAGGAGUCAAAUACCCCAUAAUGUCCCUCCACCUCUAGGUUCAGGUCUUGUCCUAAAAUAUCCUAUCUGCUUGCAGUGUGGCCGGUGCUCAGGAUUUAAUUGCUGUCAUAAAUCACAGUCUACUUUGGGGUCUUAUCUUCUUAUCUACCCACAACUCCACCUUUCAAGCACUCCCGAAGGCCAGGGUGAGCUUCGGUUGCAUCUUGGCUUUAGAUUGCGAAUGGGGAAGAAGGUCACUGUAUCACCAUCACAAAGGAAAGCUAAAAUCUAUAAUUCAGUUUCCAAGAAUCCUCCUCCUUCAAGAUAUUUCCAGUCUGGAUCUUCCCAGUCCCCACCUUCUGCACAAGUCCACAUUAGGCAAAAGCAUGGUGUGGUAGGAAAGAGAGAAAUCAAAGAGUCUGGGCACUAUGAAUUCUGUCAAGUUCAUCCCUUAUCAGAGAGUGGCUUUGAACGUAAUCGGGAUGACAGAUGGGCAAAAGUGCGCAUCAAAAAGAGCUCUGACUUGAAAUAUCCAAUGAAGAGAGUCACCAAGGGACUCAGAACACAAAACACAAAGCUCUCCAAAGACAGUACUGGAGAACUGCCAGACCCUUUAAGAAGGAAGAAUAUUGAAAUAACUCAAACAAGUACUGCUUCCUCAAAAAGGCAACCUAAGAAAUCUUCCCAGCCCAGGUUCAUGCAGCUGCUUUUCCAGGGUCUGAGGCAGGCAUUCCAAUCGGCAUAUAGAAUGGUAGCAGCUACUGGACAAAAGUCUAAGCCAGACAAUUUGUUGUCAAGCAGAAACUACCAUCCAAAUCCAAAAGUCAAGGAUUAUCACUUACCAGGAAAUAGCAACCUGCCAGCUCCAACCACUAAGCAAGAGGACCUAUUACAGGGAACAAGUGACAAAUGCAGAAAAGCUCAACAGCCAAAAAGAGCAAGUGCUUCCCAACCCAGAGUUCUCCAAGUGCCCGAGACCAUAGUCUCUGAAACAGACAUCACUAUACAAACGACCUCAAGCCUACAGCCUUUGAGUGUAGUUCAAAAUGUCCACAGGAGAACAGUUAAAAACUUUUGUAGUGACGAAAUCUCCGGCCUAGAGCCCAAGAACAUUCUCAAACCAGGAGCCAAAUUUCAGGCCCAAGAGAGAAUUCUACCAGGUUCCCUUUUGGAGAAAACCCUACACUUUACAGAUGGACACACACACAAAGAAGGGAACCAGCACAGCUUGUACAGGGGGGAGAGCCCUCUGCACCCAACUUUCUGAAAGGAGCCAUCGAACUCCCCCUGGGAGGAGACACCGAAGUCCCUCGGGGAGAAAGCAUGGCAGUUCCUCUGAGAGAAUCCUUAGAAGUCGCUCUGAGGGGCGCCAUCACAGUCCCUCCACGAGGAGACCACCCAGGUCCUCUGGGAGGAGCCCUCGCAGUCCCUCCGAGAGGAAACGACACAAGGGCCCACACAGUCAUUCCCACAGGCGCCAGCACAGUCAUGAGAGAAGUCCCAGUCCCUCAAAAAGGAGCCAUCUCAGUCGCAAAUGGAGGCCAAGUUACAGCCCCUCAGACAAGAGCCAUGGCAGUCUCGCUGACAGAACCUUUUCCAGUCCCUUUGGCAUGAGAAGACACAGUUCCUCUGGAAGAAGCCACCACAGUCCCUCUAGGCGGAAGUCGCACAGGUCCUCUGGGAAGAUCCAUCGCAGCCACUCUCAGAGAACUCAUUACAGCCCUUCCGAGAGGGGUCAGCGCUAUCACUCCGAGAGGCACUCACACAGUCCCAAGGAGAGGCUUCAGCACUGUUCCCCGCAGGAAAGGUCCAGGCACAGUUUGUCCAAACAGCUCAAGACUUAUUUUAGUAUGCCUCCUAGGGAUCACAGUAAGAAAUCCAAAAGCUGGGCACGUUCAGAGGCCUGAAGUUAGUAGAUCAGGGGAGAUAUGCCCCUAUUAGAGAGAUCUCAAGUCUUCACCUAGCUGCCCCUUCCUGCCUUCUUUCCUGCUCAGCCACUGCCUCCAGGUGUGCACCCCCAGCCAUGAAAGGGCUUGACCUGGGGAGAAGGGUGAGAAGGGGUCUGUAAUUUCGCCAAGAUCAAUAAAGGGGCAAUGAAUGAACUCUGCAUCUAUGAGACCGCUGGUGUGGUGGGUGGGUGGGACUCCGGGUGCUGCAAAGCCGUUCUACGGCCGAGUGACAUCCCUUGCCUCCGCCCAUUGGCUCCAACCCUCCCCUGGACCCUCAUCCGCGGCCCCCGUUGCGACGGGCCGGCGGGGUCUGCAAGGAAUCAGAUGGUGACUCAUCACGUGACUUUUCCCAGCCGCAGCCCUCCCCACUCCCCUCUCCCGGCUCCUCGGAAACUGCUAGGCGGAAGUAGACGUUCUGAACAGGGCUAGGCGGCGCCGAGACCACAUCCGGAAGAGGCGAGGAGAGCGGAAGUGGCGUUGGUCUGGCCGGAGCCCUUGGGUGAAAUUGUUAGGCGUGGAGGGGGAGUGAUGUCUUCCAGACUCGGUGCAGUCCCCGCCACCCCGGGACCCACAUCUUUUAAGCAGCAGAGGAGCGCCAGGAUCCUGGGAGCUAAGAAGUAAGUGAGGUUUUCUGAGGACCUUUUGUAAUUGUGUAGACGGCGCUGAUGAAAAUAUUCUGCAUCUGCACUGACCAGUAUCAUAGCCACCAGCCAGAUGUGGCUUUGGGCACUUGAGAUGUGGCUA